AUGGAGGAAUGUCCUGAUAUGAUCAGCGGCUUACCAUCCGAAAUCAAGCUACUCAUUGUUUCAUUUGUCCCUUUGAAAGAAGCAGUAAGAACUAGCAUUCUUUCAACUAAAUGGAGGAGCUUAUGGGCACCAUUACAAGUAAUUUUGCAGUUGGAUUCAGCUCAGGUGACAAGUCAUGAAGCUAGUGAGAAGAUAAAGGAAGCCAUGGGUGUGUUAUUAAGGUCUCAUGAUACUCCUCAACCAUUGAAACUCCAUAUCAGCUCUUCCAAGAUGGAUAUAGAGUCUUCAGAAGUUAUGGAUGAAGUUUUUAUUAUGGUUGUUAAGAGAGUCGAUAAGGAGCUCCACCUUGACUUCUCUAAAGGAAAGCAAACGAUGCGCGAUUUCAAUUUGAGAACUGACUUUUCUUCUCUCAAGUCUCUCCACCUUAGAUCAAUCGCCCACCUCGCAGAGAACUUUGUGUCAACCUUGUUCUCUAGUUGUCGGUUUCUUGAGAGUUUAACCCUUGAAAAAUGCAGUGGACUACAAGAUAUCCGUAUCAAAGCAAGUGACUGUCUCCGAAGCUUUGUGAUGGUGGAUUGUACAAACGUAAUUAGUAUAUCACUUUCUGCAUCUAACCUUAAAUCCUUUUGGUACAGAGGAGUUCUUUCAAACUUUCAGCUGAAGAACACUCCACACUUGGUUGAUAUGAUACUCAAUUUGAAAGAUGGUUCGGGCCAAAACGAGUUUGAUGUUGAGGAUGCCCUCUCUUUUCUAGACUGUGUCAAGGACAUUGAAAUUCUUACUAUAAGCUGGCUUCUGGCUUCUUGA
This is a messenger RNA of Ilex paraguariensis (yerba mate), 807 nucleotides long. Lineage: Eukaryota; Viridiplantae; Streptophyta; Magnoliopsida; Aquifoliales; Aquifoliaceae. The record is from the annotation of a GenBank genome assembly.